UGUAAGGUAGGAAGGAGGGCCCUUUGCUGCUUUGUUGUUUUGUUCCUGUGGACUGACGCGGCCUUUAGAAGGUGGCUUUUGUGUGCAGACAAGAGACCUGGUUUCAAAUGCCAGCCGGAGCAUCUUCGGGCUCAUUAAUAAUGGAGGCCUCUGACAGGGCCAGCUUCGCUUGCUUUGUUUCCACCGCAGACGAAAGGGGACAUGGACCUUUCUGUUUUGCCCAAUAACAACCAUCCUGACAAAUUCCUGCAGCUUGACGUGAAGUCUUUAAUGAGGAACUCGACCCUUCUGCAGGCUAGCCUCGCGAGAUUUCCCGGUGGAAAUUUUCCUGCUCCACAACACUGGCAAAACCUUGUCUACUCCCAGAGCCCUGGGGCUUCUCAGAGGAGAUCUGUGAGCUGGAGUGAAAAGCCAGUGAGAGAAAAGAGCAUCUCUUCUCAACGGGCUAAAGGAUUUGGUGGGGAGAACCCAGUCCUUCCUGACAGUGCCCCACCAUCCAUGUCUUCAGUCAUGAAGAAUAACCCAUUAUAUGGUGACAUCAGUAUAGAGGAAGCUAUGGAAGAAAGAAAGAAGAAUCCUUCGUGGACCAUCGAGGAAUAUGACAAGCAUUCUGCACACACGAAUCUCUCCGGACAUCUGAAGGAAAACCCCAAUGACCUGCGCUUUUGGUUGGGGGAUACGUACACUCCAGGCUUUGACACUUUGCUGAAAAAGAAGAAGAAACGCAACAAGCGAUCGAAAUUAUGUCACUUUGGCAUGAUUGUGCUCCUUGUGGCCUCCAUCUUGGUUACCAUAGUGACCCUCAGCACUUUAUUGGUCUAAGGAAAUUGAAAAUCCUUCUUUAAAGCUCUAAAACGCUUUACAGGAAAAUCUGUCUGUGCAUUGUGAAUGUGUGCGUCUGUGUCGCUAGCUGUCUGUGUGACUAAACACCCCGUUGUCCUUUAGAAGGUGAGCAUUGCUUGUGUUUUGCUGGCCUCCCUGCUUCGUUCUGUGAAGCCUGUGUGUGAGUCCAGUCUGGGUUUUCUCCUUUGUGAAGCCAAUAUUCUAGAGUGGGGUACAAGUCACCAGUGGGCAAGGCACUGGUGACACUCGAGGAAUGCUGCCACUCUGAGGAUUCAUUUGAAUGACAAUGAGAACAGAAUAGAUUAUCAGAGGAGGGAGUUGGCUUAAGGACUCCAUAGGACAGGGAAGUAGCUUUUCCCUCAAAGUCAUUUCCAGUUGUCUUUUGGGUGUGGAUACCUAGGAACAAGUGCACCACCUCCUACUCCCAGAACAUCUUCCCUAAAGCCCCCACUGCCACUCCCAAUGCUAUUUAGUGUGUAAAUCAAGGUUUUUCUUCUUCCCAAGAGUGCCCUUGGAUAACGCCUUAUUAUCUCGCUGUGUUGCUCUUAAAGAGACUUGAAGUAAAGUAUAUAAAAAUGAAGGUUUACUGGAUAAUAAAUUAUUGUGUACAAAGCAAAAUUGGUCUUGCUGAUCUUUGUACUGUCUGACUUAAAAUUCCUCUUUUUGUUGUGGGUUCCAGUCCAGUGUAGAAAGGAUGGUAGGGAAAUAAAUGAAGGUGGGGGGUCCUCCUGAUGUCAGGCUCACACCCUUGGAUGUCCUUGUACUUUGCCUUUUUGCACUGCCUGCAAAGUGCCUCUGGGGGUUUGAGUCCUGCUCAGGGAUCACCAUGCAUGGUACUUGCCUGUGCUGAACUGGGUUAUUUGUGUCCAUUCAAGACAGCGCCCAGAUGAGGCUUUGUAAAAAUGGGAUGGAUAACCACAGAAAUGUGAUGGCUGUUUAUGGGAACGCCUAGCCUGGCCCGCCCCCACUCCCACUUCCCUUUCUCCUUCCAGUUGAGCACUUCCUGACUCCUCUACUCCCUAGCCUUCCUCUCCUUUUAUUUAUGGUACCUUUGGACACUUACUUCUUUUGCAUGAGUGAAUUUAUUACUUUGCUUUUAAACGAAUAUCCACUGUUAGCUUUCAAUGUAACUGGACUCAAGCUACAAUAUCGCCCCUGACUGAUUUAAUGGUAUGUGUCUCUAGGUAAGGGAAAGUCAUAAUGGGAAUGUGUCCUUGUUUGCAUGCAAAUUUAUAACCUGCAUGCACUUCUAAUUCCCUUGUGAAAAUAGCUCUGGCA
Messenger RNA from Chionomys nivalis (European snow vole), 2121 nucleotides. RefSeq names its product membrane integral NOTCH2 associated receptor 2 (gene Minar2). The transcript is spliced from 4 exons. The record is from RefSeq and is a predicted model, not a curated record. NCBI's taxonomy places the organism in Eukaryota, Metazoa, Chordata, Mammalia, Rodentia, Cricetidae. Bases 202 to 822 code for a protein of 206 amino acids.